Messenger RNA from Aureobasidium melanogenum CBS 110374, 957 nucleotides. RefSeq names its product nucleotide-diphospho-sugar transferase. The record is from RefSeq and is a predicted model, not a curated record. Gene Ontology annotation, molecular function: alpha-1,2-mannosyltransferase activity. Gene Ontology annotation, cellular component: Golgi apparatus. Gene Ontology annotation, biological process: mannan biosynthetic process. The annotation marks the transcript as partial. NCBI's taxonomy places the organism in Eukaryota, Fungi, Ascomycota, Dothideomycetes, Dothideales, Saccotheciaceae. The transcript has a single exon.
GGCGUCGUGAUUGUAGGCGGAGGCGAGUACUUUGGUCCAGCAAUCAUUGGCAUACACAUGCUUCGUCGCAGCGGCAGUGAUCUACCUGUCCAAGUCUUCGUGGCCGACCAGUCUGAAUAUGAGGAUGAACUGUGCAAAGACUAUCUACCCAAGCUCGGCGCAGAGUGUCUGAUACUCUCAGAUUUUGUUCAAGACUUCAAAGUCACGCACUAUCAACUCAAGUCUCUGGCUAUGUUGCUCAGCUCAUUCGAGCAUGUCCUAUAUCUAGACAGCGACAGUAUACCCCUGCUGAACCCUGAGACAGAGCUCUUUGCAACAGAACCAUACACUUCUGCGGGACUGGUCAUCUGGCCUGACUUCUGGAUCUCUACAGAAUCUCCUUCCUUCUACGAUGUUGUCGGAAUUGGCACAAUGCCACCGAGUCUACCCAAGUCGUCUUCCGAAGCAGGUCAACUUCUCAUCAAUAAGCGAAAACAUCUCAAGACUCUAUUGCUGGCGAAUUAUUACAAUAUCUAUGGACCUGAUUUCUAUUACCCACUUCUCAGUCAAGGUGCGCUUGGUCAAGGAGACAAGGAAACAUUCAUGGCAGCCGCAAUGGUGCUCAACAGCUCAUACUACCGCGUCAAAACAGGAGUCAAGUCACUCGAACGUAACACUGGAUAUGAGGACAAAGGCAGUGCCAUGGUUCAGUUCAGCCCCUCAGAUGACUUGAAUCGACAGGACGGAGACAAGUCCACAAAGCUCAGAGCUGCAUUCGUGCACGCCAAUACCCCCAAAAUGAAUGCUGGGCACCUGGUUGAUGAAGGUGAUCUUGUAAGCAUUGUCGACCAAAAGCCGCUGCGUCUGUGGGGCUCUCGAGACGAGCAGAUAGAAACGUUCGGCUUGGACCUCGAGAAGACGAUUUGGGAGUUGAUCGUACAAAAUGGUUGUGAGUUGGCCGAUGUGAUCCGAGAGUGG